AUGCACAACGUACCUGCGGACCCGAAAUCCAAAGAUGUUGAGAAGACCGGUGAUUAUGAGGAUAGUGUGGCAGCUGGCCAGGUGCAGGACGGCAAGCAAAUACCGCACACCACAGGUCUGGAGACGAGCCCUGAGACUUCACUCCAAAGAGGUCUUCAAGCGCGCCAUAUUACCAUGAUUGCUAUCGGAGGCGCAGUUGGCACUGGGCUUGUCAUUGGCACAGGUAAAGCUUUAGCACAGACUGGCCCUGGAUCUGUUUUGAUUUCUUACACUAUAGUUGGGUUCAUUGUGUUUCUCGUCAUGGCAGCCCUGGGCGAAAUGGCUGCAUGGCUCCCAAUAUCUGCAGGAUUUACCGGAUAUGCUGCAAGAUUCUGUGAUCCCUCUCUUGGCUUUGCUCUCGGCUGGUGCUAUUGGUUUAAGUACAUUGUUGUCACUCCAAAUCAGUUGACUGCUGUUGCAUUGGUUAUUCAGUUUUGGGUUGAUCGCAAUACUGUCAAUCCGGGAGUAUUCAUCACGAUUUUCCUUGUGGCAAUCAUAUGUAUUAACUACUUUGGUAUUCGCUUUUUUGGAGAGUUCGAGUUCUGGUUAUCAUCAUUCAAGGUGCUGACAAUCAUUGGCAUAAUUAUCUUUUCCCUUGUACUUGCUCUUGGGGGCGGCCCAGAUCAUGAUCUUAAAGGAUUCAGGUACUGGAAGGACCCAGGCGCGUUCCGGGAACAAUUUACAACCGGGGCUACUGGAAGAUUUGCAGGUUUCUGGUCCUGCAUGGUCAACGCUACAUUUGCCUACCUUGGAACUGAGCUUGUCGGUGUGACUGUCGCUGAAGCUCAAAAUCCGCGAAAAACAAUUCCUCGCGCUAUCAAGCUUACAUUUUAUCGGAUCCUCGUCUUUUAUUGCCUAAGCGUCCUACUUAUCGGGAUGAUAGUGCCCUGGAAUUCCGACCGACUACUCUUUGCUACAACACAAGCCAAGACAGGUGCUGCAGCCUCACCCUUUGUUGUCGCUGCGGAAAUCGCUGGCAUCAAGGCCAUUUCGCAUAUCUUGAAUGCAUGUAUUUGUGUAUUCGUCUUCUCAGCAUCUAACUCGGAUUUAUAUAUUGCAAGUCGAACUCUAUACGGCCUUGCCUCUCAAGGGCAAGCACCAGCGAUUUUCAAGCAUACGAAUUCCAGGGGUGUACCUGUCUACGCACUUGGAUUUUCAGCAUUGUUUGCUUUAUUAGCUUUCAUGAAUGUAUCAGACGACUCGACUAAAGUAUUUGGUUACUUUGUUAACUUAACGACAAUCUUUGGCUUAGUGGCAUGGAUAUCAAUCCUUGUUACCCAUAUCUCUUGGUGCCGAGCACGCAAAGCACAGGGCCUCAGCGAUGCUGAACUACCAUAUAAAGCACCUCUUGGGAUAAUGGGUUCAUAUGGUGCUCUAGCUCUUUGCAUCUUGAUUGCCUUGACCAAAAAUUACGACGUGUUUAUCGGAGGAGAUUUCGGCAAUGAAAAGUACAAGACCUUCAUAACAGGUUAUAUUGGUAUCCCCGUCUUUUUGAUUUUUAUCUUUGGGCAUAAAUUUGUUACAAAGAGUCGUGGGUUAAAACCUCAUGAGGUUGACUUAUAUACUGACAAGGACGCAAUUGAUCGCGAGGAGGAAGCCUUUUUAGCGAAUCAAGCUGCCCAAAGGGAGUCAGAGGAGGUUCACGGUAAAAGCUGGUUUUACAAGAACUUCAUUUCUUGGCUCUUCUAG
Molecule: messenger RNA, 1728 nt
Organism: Clonostachys solani
Lineage: Eukaryota; Fungi; Ascomycota; Sordariomycetes; Hypocreales; Bionectriaceae
Source: the annotation of a GenBank genome assembly